AUGCUUCUUUUGCCCCUGCUGUUGUCAUGGCCCGAGGCGCGCAAGCCGAGUGAACUGGUGAUCAAUCUUCGUAAUUCAUCUUCGCUCAAGUCGUCACCGCUGCGUGAACUCGUAUUCGGCAUGGGGUUAGGCCGUGCCAAGCUCUACUAG
Plenodomus lingam JN3 is the source of this 150-nucleotide messenger RNA. NCBI's taxonomy places the organism in Eukaryota, Fungi, Ascomycota, Dothideomycetes, Pleosporales, Leptosphaeriaceae. The record is from RefSeq and is a predicted model, not a curated record.